Messenger RNA from Mesorhabditis spiculigera, 2802 nucleotides. The record is from the annotation of a GenBank genome assembly. NCBI's taxonomy places the organism in Eukaryota, Metazoa, Nematoda, Chromadorea, Rhabditida, Rhabditidae.
AUGAACAAUAACUAUGAAACGCUGUCGUUUCUGGAUAAAUUGAGGGUACGAGUUGCUUAUGUGAUACUUGAAGCUACCAGAGAUCCAUGGGAAGCAACAAAGACCCUGCUCGUUUGCCUGACGCCCCUCCUCCUCCUCGCAGCAAUUCUAGCUUAUAAACUUCAGCUGUCGCUCAAAAGGCAAAAACGCACGCAGAAGGCGCAAAAACAAAAGGAAAAACUCCUCGAAAAGCUGAGAAAUUCGAAGAAAGGCGACGAAAUUCGCGACGCGCUCAAGCUCGGGCAGGCAAAGAUUUCCGAGCCCAAAUGUCUCGAGAAUGGCAAAUUGAAGGUGCGGAAACGGGAGCCAAACUUGGUCGAUGAGCAAAUCCGGAACCUUGCAAACCCGAGGCCGAUCAAGGAUAAGGACUACCAAGCCCAGGGCCCGAUAUCCUUUGCAAAUGAAUGGACCCGGAACUUGCACGCGCUUCUUGCGGCACAAAACGGCAAGAAUAGCACAGCGCUGAUGGCUCCAUGGGCGCAGAGCCGACCUCCACCUGCAGUGCUUGUCACAAAGCCACUACGGACACCGCAGGAACCAAUGGAAACGCACCGGUAUACGGCGCCGAUUAUCACUCAAAAGGGUCCGAUCAAGCACGUCGUCAGAGACCAGAUGAAUCAGGCAUUUUCCCUGCAACGCGAGGCCGGCUAUUCGAUCGGGUACCACGACCCGCGGGACAAGAACCCGUCCGCUGUAUAUUCAUUGGGACCGGUGAUGGAGGAAAUGCGCAUCCAAGUGCAGGUGGGCAUCGAGUGUAUCGUUGUGUCAUGCACCGAGGACGAGAAGAUACACACCGUUGCCGAGCGCACCAUCAAAAAGCUGCGGAAGUUGAAGCCGGAAUUGGUGCCGAUCGCUGAGUACACAGAGAUCCGCCGAACCAUCGGCAACUCAUUGCUCGACCCAGAAGACCUUGUCGGAGACAUCCUGAAGGAGAGCGACUAUGUCAUCAUUACGCUCGUGGCCCCGGUCCAGGACGAGACCCCCGAGGAGCAGAUGGAGAAAAUCAAGCUCAACAUUGAGAAGCCGAAACGGAAAAUCAAGUUCGACUUUGACCCGUCGCCAGACUGGGGCCAGCUCGAGAAGCCGACCAAGCUGCUCGUGCUCGACGGGUGCUCGUUGAAGCCCGAGGACUUGGUGAAGUGCGAGAGGGGAAUUUGUAUUCUACAGCUAUCCCUCGAAGCGGAAGAGAAAAUCAAGAAGGCCCGAGAUCUCCUCGAGAAGAUUGUCGUUGAACAUAAGACCGUCUACGGCGUCUCCACCGGGUUCGGCACGUUCUCCAACGUGCUGAUCGAUCACGAGAAGUUGAAGCAGCUUCAGAUCAACCUGAUCCGGUCCCAUUCGACCGGAUAUGGGCAGCCGCUGAGCCCCUCGAAGGCUAGGAUGCUCUUGGCAUUGCGGAUCAAUGUAUUGGCCAAAGGGUAUUCCGGAAUAUCGUUGAAGAAUUUGAAGAAGAUGAUUGCUGCUUUUAAUGCCUUUUGCGUCUCCUACGUUCCACAACAAGGUACGGUCGGGUGUUCUGGAGAUCUGUGCCCGCUCGCUCAUCUGGCCCUCGGGCUUUUGGGCGAAGGGAAGAUGUGGAGCCCGAUAACCGGCUGGGACGACGCUGCCAAAGUGCUUAAGGCGAACCACUUGGAGCCGAUGGACCUGGGCCCGAAGGAGGGCCUCGCGCUCAUCAACGGCACCCAGAUGGUGACGGCGCUUGGAGCUUACGCCGUUGAACGUGCCGGCAACAUUGCCCGCCAGGCCGACGUCAUCGCGGCGUUGACCCUCGACGUGCUGAAGGGGACCACCAGGGCUUAUGAUGCUGACAUCCAUCGUAUCCGGCCACACAAGGGCCAGAUCGACGUGGCGCGGCGGUUGCGCUCGCUUCUGCACUCCGAGCAUAACCCAUCUGGAAUUGCCGAAUCCCACCGUAACUGCCAUCGAGUCCAGGACGCGUACACCUUGCGCUGUGUUCCGCAGGUGCACGGCGUCGUCCACGACACGAUCGAGUUUGUGCGCGGGGUGCUGGAAACGGAGAUGAACUCGGCCACCGACAACCCGCUUGUUUUCGCCGAUCGCGAGGAGAUCAUCUCGGGCGGCAACUUCCACGGCGAGUACCCCGCCAAGGUGCUCGACUACCUAGCCAUCGCCGUGGCAGAACUUGCCCAAAUCAGUGAGCGUCGCCUGGAGCGUCUCGUCAACCAUGACCUCUCAAACCUUCCAACAUUUUUGACGCCAAACGGCGGGCUGAACUCGGGAUAUAUGACCGUACAGCUUGCCGCUGCUUCGCUGGUUUCUGAAAACAAGGUGCUUUGCCAUCCAUCUUCAGCCGAUUCGAUUCCGACUUCAUGCAACCAGGAAGAUCACGUAUCGAUGGGUGGAUUUGCGGCCAGAAAGGCGCUGAUCGUUGUGGAGCACGUAGAAGCAGUGUUGGCGAUGGAGUUGAUGGCCGCGUGCCAAGGUAUCGAAUUCCUGAAGCCGCUGCAGAGCACGGCUCCCCUCAACAAGGUCUACCAAAUGGUGCGCACCGUCAGCCCGCCCCUAAUCGACGACCGGUUCAUGCAGCCCGAGAUUGAGCGCGUCAUCGAGAUGGUGCGCGAGAAUAAGGUCUGGGAAUGCGUCGCACCUCAUCUGAAGACCCUGGAAGAAAUGGAGGAUCUCGACCCGGAUGCGCUACGGUCAAAUGUGAAGACGCCAACCGGUGCUGCGUUGGGCUACGAGAGCGAGGACCCGCCGACGGACGAAGAUGACGCCGAGAUCAAGCAGGCCGAAGCCCGGGAU